AUGGGACCCUCGACCUCAGAAUACAUUUUCAUCCGUACCUGCAUUGCUUUCCUGCAUUGGAUAGCCCCUUUGAGCGUCGCGUAUUCUUUCGUCAACCUUUACCUUAGACCGAACAGGUCGCAUGGAUUUUCUAUACAAGAUAUUUUGAUUGCUUGGGCUCUUCUAGAGGCUGUUUUCUAUCUCGUCAUUUUCCUUCCUCUUAGACGUCACCUUCAACGCCCUGCGUUGCAUCCUGAGCACGCCUCCCGAGAACAGCGGAAACAAGAUUUCAUCCAGUGCAUGGGAAGUGUACCUGAUCUAGACGAAUUUUUGUCAAAGUGGUUCAAAAAUAGCCCGCUCUCAGAAAUCAAGAGAGAGAACAUCAAGGAGUUCCUACGGUGGGCUUUCUUGAGUUUAGACUCUGUCGAUGAAGCCUACGAAGACGAAGUUGAGGAGUACGUCCAGUUGAUAGAGAAGACUCGUCAAAAAGAAUUCGAACCUGGCCGAGGAAGUGCAAGAUGUAUUCGAUUGACUUUUGAUAAAGUUGAAUUGCUGCACCGAAGCCUUUUCUGGUAUUUGUGCGUGUGGGUGGUUGAUUGUUUGACCUCGCUCCGAUUGUUCUACUAUGGAUUCAGCUAUCAUCGCUUACCCUUGCGGCGCUUCUUCUCCGUCUUCCCUCUUAGACCGCACAAUCUUAUCUCUCCCAUCAAGUCGCCAUCUGACAAACUCACCUAUUGGCACCGGCCGCACCACUCCAAAACCGACUUGCCGAUUCUCUUCAUUCAUGGUAUAGGGAUUGGGCUAUAUCCUUAUGUAGACUUCCUCGCAGAGGUCAACAAGGAGAUCAAGGGCAAGGAUGGCAAAAGUGUGGGUGUAAUUGCUGUCGAAAUCAUGUCUAUCAGCUUCAGAUUGGCUGGACAGACUUUGCUGAAGCAAGAAAUGUGCGCUGAGAUUGACAAGAUCUUGAAAGCACACCAGUGGGACAAAUGUGUGCUAAUGUCGCAUUCAUACGGGUCGGUGAUUUCGACCCAUCUUUUGUACACGCCGAGUAUUGCAAAGAAAAUCGGACCUGUCCUUCUGAUAGAUCCUGUCACUUUCCUGCUGCAUCUUCCCGACGUAGCGUACAAUUUCCUACACCGGAAACCAACUAGCUCCAACGAACACCGACUCAGUUACUUCGCCUCCAACGACAUCGGUGUAGCUCACACGCUAUCCCGACGCUUCUUCUGGAAGGAAAGCAUCAUCUGGAAGGAGGACUUUGGCCACCGACUCGUUACAGUAGUGUUGUGUGGACAAGAUCUAAUCGUUGACACACAACACGUUGGCGAGUAUCUCAGCGGGACCGAUGAUGAUAGUUGGAAGACACAAGAAUUCAAGGGCAAAAGCCUGGAUAUCUUGUGGUUUGAGAAAUUGGAUCAUGCUGAGGUGUUUGAUCAGAGGGCGACUAGAACUAAAUUGCUCCGAGCGCUGCAUGAGUAUUGUGGGGAGCAGGUAGACUAG
Molecule: messenger RNA, 1479 nt
Organism: Aureobasidium subglaciale EXF-2481
Lineage: Eukaryota; Fungi; Ascomycota; Dothideomycetes; Dothideales; Saccotheciaceae
Exons: 4
Coding region: 1-1479 (492 amino acids)
Source: RefSeq, a predicted model, not a curated record